Molecule: messenger RNA, 2838 nt
Organism: Paramecium tetraurelia
Lineage: Eukaryota; Ciliophora; Oligohymenophorea; Peniculida; Parameciidae
Exons: 5
Biological process (GO): potassium ion transmembrane transport; regulation of membrane potential
Cellular component (GO): membrane
Molecular function (GO): voltage-gated potassium channel activity
Source: RefSeq, a predicted model, not a curated record
AUGUCAUAAUUGUUAGAUUCGGUUUUACGGCAAUAACGAUAAAGGAAUCAAACUGUAAAAGGAAUUUUGAAAUUCCGUUAAGACUAUGGCAUCCCGCAAUCUGAUAACAAUAGCGAAGACGCAUCCUUUGAGCCUAACUUUACUUCCAAUAGAAAAAUCGAAUUGUAACAGCCAGAAAAAUAGUCUUUUAAAGGUGAUUGUUUGAGUCCUGAUCCUGAUGAUGACGAUGACAGUUUAGCUAUACUACAAAUUGAAACAAAAUAAAAAGUUAAUUUAUGGGUUCAUGGGGGAUUAAGGAUUAUGUUUUAUAUAACCAAAUUUAGUAAGCAAAUGAAAACCUAUUCAACAGAAGUAAAGUUCAAAUCUUUAACCAACAACAUUCUCAAUUUGAUAUCAGACUCUGCUAGUGAUGCUGAUAUUUUACUUCACAAAUUAAAUAAAGUUGAAUAAGUAAUGUAAUCUUUUAAAUGGUUUAUAAAUUAAGUACCAGUACUUGAUCCUGAUUCUGUCAUAAAGGUGCUUUGGGAUAUAUUUGUUUUAACCCAAAUAAUCAUUAAUAUUUUCUAUAUCCCCAUGAAAUUAGGGUUUGACUUUGAAAGGGAAGAUUUAUUGACAAGCAUAUUCUUGGAAACCUUGCCUUCUUUGACAUUUGUAUUGGAUAUAGUUUUGACAUUCUUCACCGCCUAUUAUAGUUAAGGAUAAAUACAUAGAGAUAAGCAAUAAAUACUUAAACACUAUGUAAACACAAAUUUUGCCUGGGAUUUAAUGAUUGUAAUACCAUUUAUCUUAUCUUCCUAUUCAGUACCUUACACAGAAUAUAUCUUACUACUCAGAGUGACAAAAGUUAAAUCGAUGAUUGAAUCAAUCGAAGAAGUUACAAAUCCUUCAAAUAAUAUUUAAACACUUUUAGAACUAUUCAAAUCAAUUUUCUUAGUUUCCUUUGUAUCCCAUUUUUGUGCCUGUUUGUGGAAUCUGAUUGGAGAAAAUGAAUUAGAAUCAGGAUUAAAUUCUUGGUUAGUUGCCAAAGAUAUAACAGAAGCCAAUUGGUCGACUAAAUACAUCCAUGCCUUUUAUUUUAGUACAAUAACAACUUUGACUAUCGGCUAUGGUGAUAUUGUUCCUCAGACAGAUCUAGAAAGAAUAUAUGUUAUAAUAAUGGCAAUGGUAAUUUGUGGAUUGUUUGGUUAUACUAUAUCUAGUAUUGGCAAUAUUUUAAAAUAAUUUACUGAGAAAGAAUAACAAUUUAAAUAGUAAAUGAUGCAUAUCAAUAGCUUUUUAAAAAAGAAGAAAAUAAAUAAGUAGUUGAUGUUGCAAGUUAGAAAAUAUUUUGAAUAUUAUCUAAAAAUGGAAUAACAGUAUAAUGAAUUUGGUGAAAAAAUGAUGAGCAAUCUUGAUAAGAAAUUAAAAGAAUAAGUCGCAAUAGAUAUGUAUUGUGAAAUGCUAAAAAAGUCAAGACUCAUCAGAUAGACUUUAUCCUUAAAGAGUGUGCAUAAAUUAUGUUCAUAUGUACAUGAAAUUAAAGUCCCUCCAGAAGAGAUUGUUGCUAAUUAAAAUGAAUAAGCCAAUAAAUUAAUUUUCCUAUAAAGAGGUGAAUUAAGUGAUCAAAAAUUAAGGGAAACUACUUUGACAAAAAUAGAUAAGGGAAAGUUUGUUGGAGAAAAGGAGUUUAUUACAUAAGCAAGAUAUGAAUAUACAAUUAGAUCGGUUAAGUUUUGUCAAAUUGCCUUUGUAAAUUAUGAUGAUUUUUUAAGGAUUAUUAGAGAAGAUUCAUUAGAGGAAGAAAAUUAUUGUAUGUUGAGAGAUUAGAUGUUAUUUACAGAGGAAAAAUAAAACUAUGGCGAAGUUUGUUACAUAUGUAAAUGGACACACUAAUUUAAAAAAUGUCCAUUAGUGUUUGUUCAUUUUAAUUAGGAUAGAAUAAGAAAGAAAUUUAUGAUAACAGAAGAUAUGGAUAGAUUAUAUCAUAAAAGGAGGUCCGAUAAGAAAAAUCAUGAAAGAAAUAUAAUAAGGGAACAUGCAUUAGCUUUGAUUGUAAAUGAGAAUAUGGUUGCAAUUGAUGAUUUAACCGAUCAAUACUUAAAUAUGUUAGGAUUUAAUAUGGAUGAUGAUGAAGGUGAACGAAUACUUAAAUCAAUAAAGACUCAAAAAUCUAGUAAAUCCUUAAUAAGAGGAUUAACAGGUUUGGAGUAAAUGGAUGGUGAAUCUUCAGAAAAUGGUGAAGAUCCUGAUGGAGUAUUAAGUUAAUCCAAAAUUCAAAAAUCAUCUCGUUAUAUUCAGUUAUAAAGCAUAGAGCAAAAGAAAGUUAAGUUUUCUGAUGUUUCUGAACCUGAACCUAAAAAUUUAAGAGCAUAAAACUCAUUCAAAAGAAAAGCAGACAAUAGACAAAGGACUUUUAAGAGAUUAACCCAACUCUCCAAUAAUAGAUUCACUAAUAUUUCUAUAAUUAGUUCUGAACAACAUUAUCAAAAUCAAUCUGGUUCUCACUAAAACUCAAUUGUGCAAAGAUUAAGAAAGAAUAAUAAUAAUUCUAAUUCAUUUACAAACUUUGAUUAAGAAAUGUAAUAUAAAACUUAAUCUAAAUUGGAAAUUGUUGCCAGUAAUGUUGUUAAUUAAUUGGAUGAGGUCCUCUCUCAUAAGUAAGGUGAGAACAAAUAGCAAAGAGUUGAUUUUGAAUUAGAUAGAUAUUUUAUAACUACUUAUUACUUCACUAACUCCAAUCUGGAUAAGGUUCUAUAAAAACUCAAAAAGCCAAAAAAGGUAUCAAGAUCCGAUCAUCUUUAAAGCAUUAUUAGUAAGUCUAAAAUAAAACCAAGCCUCUAUAGUCCUAGGUCAAAUUGA